Messenger RNA from Laetiporus sulphureus 93-53, 939 nucleotides. RefSeq names its product Translin. Lineage: Eukaryota; Fungi; Basidiomycota; Agaricomycetes; Polyporales; Laetiporaceae. The transcript is spliced from 5 exons. Gene Ontology annotation, cellular component: nucleus; cytoplasm. The record is from RefSeq and is a predicted model, not a curated record. Gene Ontology annotation, molecular function: RNA binding; sequence-specific DNA binding; RNA endonuclease activity. The coding region runs from base 1 to 831 and encodes 276 amino acids.
AUGCCUCUGGCAGAUACGCUCGACUCAAGGGCUCCCAUAAUCCAGAUUUUUGAGCACUUCAGAGAAGAGCUCGAUGACUUUCAUGACAGGAGGGAGCGUCUCAUCAAGUCUAGCCGCGACGCGACCAACCUCUCGAAGAAGGUCAUAUUUCUCUUGCACCGUUCCAUGACGGAAGACUCCUCCGAAUCCGACGAUCGCGCUCUCUCAUUGCGCGCUGUCUCCCGUGCAAAGGGCAAGUUGCGAGGUAUCCAGCAGCUCUUCGCGGGAAUGCGAGGGGAACUUACGGGCGAUCGAUUUUGGAGACACCAGAAGAAUGUAUCGCCGGGCUUGCAGGAAUACAUCGAGGCCUUCAGUUUCUCCUACUAUCUGCAACAUCGCACCUUGAGUUCGUACGAAGAUGUACAAAAGUCGUUAUCUGAUGAGAAGGGUACACCUUAUUUCCCUUUGCCACUGGGUGACUAUCUGUUAGGAUUGUCCGAUCUGACAGGAGAGUUGAUGCGCUAUGCGAUCUCUGCUAUCGCCCGCCGUGGUGGGCGCGCCAAGGCAAGCGAGGUCUGCAGUUUUGUUAGAAGCUGCAAAGCAGAUUUUGAGGGCUUUACACCAUACUUUAGAGAGUUGCGCAAAAAGCAGAGUGUCACAGCUCAGUCGUUGGAGAAGAUCGAAGAUGUCGCCUAUGCCAUUGCCGUGCGUAGCUCGGAGUAUGACCUCCCCCCAGAACUUCUGGACGACAUAGUGGAGCGGACAGUUUCCAGUGCAGCGAAUGGGGAGAUCGGCGGCGAAGACCGGAGGGGGAAGCGGAGAGACGAUGCCUUUGAUGGUGAUUAUGAUUAGGCCCAGCGGGUGAAUAUUGCACUACUAUCUGAUACGUUCUUGCAUGCAUGUGUGUGAUGUACUUGGAUAUGCACCGGAAGCGACAACGCAUGAGAACCCAUCGUAGCC